UGGUUCGUGUUUCUGGUUAUUAAACAUCUCACCAUUGGCGCGGCAAAAGGGCAAAGCCAGCAAAAGCGCCAUGGCUCAUCUCGCUCGAACCUCGGCUCAUCGGAUUCCUUUCCAGCUCGGCUCGGCUCAGCGAGCCAUAGCUCUUCACACCACAGUACCUUCUCUCUCCUCCACCGGAACCAGCAGCGCUCCCACCACUUAUGCACGAGCUCCACCGCCUUCGGCCUCGUCGCCGGCCGGGGUGUCUAAGGCUGCGGAGUUCGUGAUCUCGAAGGUCGACGAUCUGAUGAACUGGGCUCGGCGUGGCUCCAUCUGGCCCAUGACGUUCGGGCUCGCUUGUUGCGCCGUUGAGAUGAUGCAUACUGGUGCUGCUCGUUACGAUUUGGAUAGAUUUGGUAUUAUCUUCAGACCUAGCCCUAGGCAGUCCGAUUGUAUGAUCGUUGCUGGUACUCUCACCAAUAAGAUGGCCCCCGCUCUUCGCAAGGUCUACGACCAAAUGCCUGAGCCUAGGUGGGUUAUCUCCAUGGGAAGUUGUGCAAACGGUGGUGGAUACUACCACUACUCGUAUGCUGUUGUUCGGGGUUGCGAUAGGAUCGUCCCUGUUGACAUUUAUGUUCCAGGUUGCCCUCCCACUGCUGAAGCUCUACUUUAUGGACUCCUUCAGUUACAGAAGAAGAUCGGUAGGCGCAAAGAUUUCCUCCACUGGUGGACCAGAUAAGAAUAUCGCCUCGCCUCCUAGUUAUACUGGAUAUCUCUGCUCGUGUUUCUAUGGUAAUAAUAAAAUCAGUAAGGGAUGCUUUGCCCUUGGAUAAGAACUGUGAAAAGCAAUAUCUGUUCUCAUUUCAUGAGAUUAAAUAGCACAUGACAAGACGAGCUGUUAUGAUUUUACCCGUACUUCUCGCUUUUCUCCCGAGCUUUUGCAGUACCUGCAGAUUAUGUAAACAUUAUAUUCUUUGGUUUUUUUAUUUUCUGUUCUUGAAUGAGUUGCAUGGACUUCUUGUCA
Messenger RNA from Cannabis sativa, 1003 nucleotides. RefSeq names its product NADH dehydrogenase [ubiquinone] iron-sulfur protein 7, mitochondrial. The coding region runs from base 71 to 718 and encodes 215 amino acids. Gene Ontology annotation, biological process: electron transport coupled proton transport; mitochondrial respiratory chain complex I assembly; aerobic respiration. Gene Ontology annotation, molecular function: NADH dehydrogenase (ubiquinone) activity; quinone binding; 4 iron, 4 sulfur cluster binding. The record is from RefSeq and is a predicted model, not a curated record. The transcript has 2 exons. NCBI's taxonomy places the organism in Eukaryota, Viridiplantae, Streptophyta, Magnoliopsida, Rosales, Cannabaceae.